Messenger RNA from Dermochelys coriacea (leatherback sea turtle), 5797 nucleotides. It is a transcript of the gene SLC41A2, whose product is annotated as solute carrier family 41 member 2. Gene Ontology annotation, biological process: monoatomic cation transport. The record is from RefSeq and is a predicted model, not a curated record. Gene Ontology annotation, cellular component: plasma membrane. The coding region runs from base 737 to 2461 and encodes 574 amino acids. Lineage: Eukaryota; Metazoa; Chordata; Testudines; Dermochelyidae. Gene Ontology annotation, molecular function: monoatomic cation transmembrane transporter activity. The transcript has 12 exons.
AUACAUUUUGUAUUUCAUUGAACCAAUUAAUGAAAUCAGUUGACUUCUUAAUGAAAUUAUUUUCAAUCAAGCUAAAAGAAAGAAAGUGUUCAAGUGCAUUCUGUACAAGAUUCUCAAAUAAGUAAAAAUUGUUGAGUCUUGUGUUUUGUUGCCAAUAAAGCUUUUACAAGUGAAUGCAAAAGCAUUGCCAGGAAUACAUUUGGUGCUUACUCUGCUUUCCAUCCUUUUUUGAUUUUCAUACAUUGCAAAUCUAUAAUGUGGUUGCUCAAAACAGAGAAGGCCACCUACCCAAUUUUAAUCAAUGAGAAACCAGCACUUGUGAAAUCAGUAUUGGAAAUGCGAAAACAGGAAGAGACCAGUGUGUCAGUGGCAAGCCGAACUGUGGAGCAAAGUUUAGCAAGUUCAUCUCUAACUUUCCCUCAGAGCACACAGUACCUCAUGAACUCGCUCACUAGACUUGCACACAGUAAAUAACUUGGAACUCCAUUUAUCUAUCUGGAAGGGACGAAGAAUUGAACCAGAACUGCUGGGAUUUCAAAUUAUGCUUCCGGGAGUCUAGAUCCAAACUCGGUUGUGGAAUUGCUCAAGAUCUAAGAUCCAUGAAAAGAACAUUUUCUACAUUUGAUUUAUUUGAUUUUAAAAUCAAUGAUUGUGUGGCUGUUGUUGACUCAUCUGCUGUGUUUCUUCACUGAAGUUUAAAGAACAGUGAUCUUCCCCAUAAUAUUUUUGUAACACUAUGACUAACUGUAAAGGAAGAUCUACCACUACCAAAAUAAAUGGUAAUGGUAAAGCUUAUGGUGGAGAAAGUUUUGUAAAUUGGACUAUAAAUCUUAAUACAAUUCAGUCUGACAAGUUUCUGAACCUGCUGUUGAGUAUGGUUCCAAUUGUUUACCACAAAAAGCAGGAAGAUCGACAUAAAGUGAAUGGUGUCUGGCAAGAUGGAUUACAACACACAGGACACAAUUUUAAUGUUAGAUCGGAUCAACACAUGGAGUACCAUCACUUCUCAGAACCAGCUUUUCAUGGUAGUAAUGGACACAGUCCAUCUAGCUGUAGUCCAAAGUAUGAUGACUUUGCCAGUUAUAAUUAUUGUGAUGGGAUGGACACCUCAGAAACAGAUGCCAUAUUGCAGGAUGACAACUUGUCUAGUGAUGGUGAUGAAGAUGCCAUUGUGGAAAGGAGCAGAAAGCAGCCAAAGGAGUCCAGUAGUAUUAUGGCAUUACAGAUACUUGUACCAUUUUUGUUAGCAGGAUUUGGAACUGUUUCUGCUGGUAUGGUUUUGGAUAUUGUGCAGCACUGGGAAGUGUUCAGAAAUGUUACUGAAGUUUUUAUCUUGGUUCCUGCACUACUUGGUCUCAAAGGUAAUUUGGAAAUGACCUUGGCAUCUAGACUAUCAACUGCAGUAAAUGUUGGGAAAAUGGAUUCUCCCAUUGAGAAGUGGAACCUAAUAAUUGGCAAUUUGGCCUUAAAACAGGUCCAGGCGACAGUAGUUGGUUUUCUAGCAGCAGUGGCAGCAGUCACACUGGGCUGGAUUCCAGAGGGCAAAUGUCGCCUUGAUCAUUCAAUCCUUUUGUGUUCUAGCAGUGUAGCAACUGCCUUCAUAGCAUCUCUUCUACAGGGCAUAAUAAUGGUUGGAGUUAUUGUUGGAUCAAAGAAGACGGGCAUAAAUCCUGACAAUGUUGCUACACCUAUUGCAGCGAGUUUUGGAGACCUUAUCACUCUUGCUAUACUAGCUUGGAUAAGUCAGGGUCUUUAUGAUUGCCUUGAGACAUAUUACUAUAUAUCUCCUUUAGUUGGUGCCUUUUUCUUGGCUCUGACUCCUAUGUGGAUUGUAAUAGCUGCCAAACAUCCAGCUACAAGAACUGUUCUCUAUUCAGGGUGGGAGCCUGUUAUAACUGCUAUGCUUAUAAGCAGCAUUGGUGGCCUUAUUCUGGACACAACUGUUUCUGAUCCUAAUUUGGUUGGGAUUGUUGUUUAUACUCCAGUAAUCAAUGGUAUUGGUGGUAAUUUAGUAGCAAUUCAAGCUAGCAGAAUUUCUACCUACCUCCAUUUACACAGCAUUCCUGGAGAGUUGCCAGAAGAAGCAAAGGGUUGCUAUUACCCAUGCAGAACCUAUUAUGGUACAGGAAUAAAUAACAAAUCAGCCCAAGUUCUUCUCCUUUUGGUGAUUCCUGGGCAUUUAAUUUUCGUGUACACCAUCCAUUUAAUGAAAAGUGGUCAUACCUCUUUGACUCCAAUUUUUAUAGCAGUAUAUUUGUUUGCAGCCCUGCUACAGGUGUUUACUUUGUUAUGGAUUGCUGACUGGAUGGUGCACCACUUCUGGAAAAAAGGAAAAGAUCCUGACAGUUUUUCUAUCCCUUACCUUACUGCAUUGGGAGAUCUGCUUGGAACUGCCUUAUUAGCUAUGAGUUUUCACUUCCUGUGGCUCAUUGGUGAUAGAGAUGGGGAUGUUGGAGACUAAUCAUUCAGAUGGACAUAUUAAUUGUUCCCAGUAGAUUCUGAAGAAAAAUAGGAGACAACUGCUUACCAUUCCAGUCGAAGGAUUUCAAAACAAUUGUUCAAUUUAGUAUGGGUAAUUAAGGUGGCACUGAUAUUAAAUUACCUUAAUUUUUUUUUUAAAUGAAAGGUGGAACAGGAAGGAUUUUAUCUGAUUUUUACCCUGGAAGUGAGGACUGUUGUCAGUUGAAAACAUCUGACCAGAUACAAUGAAGUAUAGGCUGAUUGUUUGACAGGUGUUUUGUAUUAGGAAAAAAAAUGGAGCAUUUAAAAAAGGAAAAUCACGGGAUAUCCUUUAAUUGACAAUAAAUGAACAGUGAAGAAAGGAGAUGAAAACAGAUCAGUGGCUUGUCUUGUCUUUUUUGCUCUCACAAAUUGGGUAUGUAUUUCAAAUCACAGUGCAAAAAGGGUUCAUUGAGUCAAAAUAGUUUCCUUCUCAGACACAACUACUUAAUUGAUGAUGUGUCUUUGCCAUUUUUAGGAUUUCUCCAGUUGCCACAAGCUGUAUAUCAAUAAUAAUUAUUAUUUUAAUGAUUUGAGCCCUAAUCCUUCAAACAUUUUGACACAUGCUUAACUUUACGCACAUCAGAGGAACUACUUGCAUAUACUGUUAAGCUCUUCAAGAAGUAUUUGCACGAUUGGGCCUACCACAGGGUAGCAAGAGAAGCAACCUACUUCUUUUGCCCUUGGUACCUAUCUAAAACAAUGGUGUAAGCCAGGGGUUCUCAAACUUCAUUGCACCAUGACCCUCUUCUGACAACAAAAAUUACUACACGACUCUAGGACGGGGGACUGAAGCCUGAGCCCACCUGAGCUGCCCUGGGCGUGGGGGCCAAUUCCAAAGCCUGCUGAGGCCAAAGCUGACGCCCAAAGGCUUCUGCCCCAGGCGGGGGGCCUGUAACCUGAGCCCCGCCACCCAGGGCUGAAGCCGUCAGGCUUGGGCUUUGGUCCUGGCCAGUGGGGCUCAGGCUUUGGCUUUGGCUCCGAGCCCCAGCAAGUCUAAUGCCAGUCCUGGCGACCCCAUUAAAACAGGGUCAUGACCACCUUGGGGUCCCAACCCAGAGUUUGAGAAUCACUGGUGUAAGCAAACACAUUUAGCAUGAUGCUGCACUGAUCUAUAUUAAUGAGGAUAAGCUAGAAUGAAACUAGUUUUCUGUUGAAAAAUGUACUUUUAGUUGGCAACUGGAGAGGCUUCUAGUAUUAAUAUUAAAAGUACUGUCACAACAUUGACAUUUAUUAUGUACUUUAAGAUUGUGUCAUUGUUUCCAUUAUAAUAAUCGGUUUUCAGGUGUUUCAGUUGUAAAUAUUUACCCCGAUCAAAAUUUGGGGUGUAUAAGAUUAUGUUGCUUCUUAGACUUUUUUAAAAUGUAUUUGAACUAUUUGAAAGUUUAUGUAAACUUUUAAAAAUUUAGGGCCAGAGUGUACCAUCCACUUUUAAGCAGAAAUCACCAUUGUUGUUAAUAAGGAUUUUUGUUUAAAAGCUGUGGCAGAAUAUGACCUAUAGAGAAAGAAAUUACUGGCUGAAUGCUUUCUUAUAUUUGUUUAACUCAAAGCUUGAACCAUGAAGUUUGGCAAGUGAUUAGUCUAAUUAAUUUGAAAAAAUAUAUUAAAUUGUACAGAUGAUAUUUUGAAAAUUGGCUACAAUUCAUGCACAGCAAAUGUUUCUAAAAUUUAAAAAUCCUGGUGGACAUCCUAAAUACAUAAUUACAUGAAUCAUUCUGUUAAUUGUGUAAAUACUAGAACCAAAAAUUUCAAAUUUGGAGACCUAAAAUUAAACACCUAAAUCCACAGAGACUCCCAAGUCAGCGUAUUUCCUAAUCCUGCAACCAUUUAUGUAUGUGAUUCUAUGCAUAUGAGCAGUCUAUGGAUUUAAUGGGACUACUCAAAUUCAUGAAGUUACAUUUGUGCAUAAGUUUUUACAGAAUUGAGGCAUUAGACACUUAAAAAGUUGGCCUGACUUGCAAAGAGCUGCUGAGCAUCCUCAUCUCCAUGGAAAAACAGGGUGUUUGCACAUCUAAAAAUAAAGCCAGGUCCUUGGGUGCCUAGACAUGGAUUUCGAUGCCUAACUUUAGGCACCCUCAUUUGAAAUUUUUUACUUGAGCUUUUUUCUUAAAAUUAUGACUACCUAGUUGACAGAUUGGAAAGGAUCAUAAACCUGUUAUGUCUUCUGCUUAUGUGUGGUAAAGAUGAAUAUCACUUUAAUACAAAAUAAAGUUCCCUGACUUUUGAUAGUUUGUAUUAAUGUUGUUUAAAUUAGUUUGUCAUGUAUAUUGUGAGAAAUAUUAUAAAUUGUUUAAAAUGGGAUGGUUAUAAUUCACUUUUUGUUUGACUUCUUUAAAAUGCUAUUUUUAUUCUGUGCUAUAGACCGAGAAAUAAUUACAUAAUUUAAUUCUGGUGGAACUACCUUGUUGAACUACAUUGUCAUGGCAAACUUUUUUAUUGGAGGAAUUACUGGAUUUUAAAAUCCUAAAAAAUGAACUGCAAAGCUCUUUAAACAAUAAAAAAUAGUUUCUUCACUGCAUUGAGAUACCUGAGUGAACAGUACUUAUAUAAUGUAUGUUUGUAUUGUAGUAUUUAUUAUUUGCUGAUGGUAGCACCCAUGAUGUACUAAGAGUUUUCCAGACAAACAAGAAGGAAUGAUCCUUUCCCUGAAGAGUACACAGUCUAGGGAGACACAGAGAAGGUAUGUAUACUUAACAGUCUAGGGAGACAGCCCUGUGCUAAAAACAGUGUAAUGCAGUGUAAGCAUUGCAGCUGGCUCUCAAGUGGUGGGGGUUGGGUGAUGAGGUAGGGUGUAUAGGUCAGAAGCAGUGAAUGGACUUGGCGGGAGGGGAGCUGUGGAAGCAAAGAUGGUGGAAGCAUGAAGGCAAUGAAGAGGGAAACUAGAGGAAUUUGAAGUGGAACUGAGAGAGACAGAGGAAGACUAGGUACAUUGACAGGGGAAUUAGCUCAAGUGGUAGAGUGCAUGCGAGAGGUAGCGGGAUCAAUGCCCGCAUUCUCCAGCAGCAAGGGAGUGACAGUACCUUCUCUUUGAUUUAGUUGGGGAUUGGUCCUGCUUUGAGCAGGGGGUUGGACUAGAUGCCCUCCUGAGGUCCCUUCCAACCCUGAUAUUCUAUGAGGGGUAGAGGAGAGGAUAUUGGGUUGAUAGAGCAAAAUGAAUAUCUUAUGGAGGCAGUGAGUGUAAGGUCCAGAGAGGUGAGGUAGUGUCAAGGAGCAACAAAGCCCUUGCUGUAGUGUAAAAAAAAAAAAAAAAAAAAAAGGGGGGGGGGCAGGUAUUUGCAGAAGAAGAAAAGUCUGGGGG